Messenger RNA from Parnassius apollo (apollo), 369 nucleotides. The record is from the annotation of a GenBank genome assembly. NCBI's taxonomy places the organism in Eukaryota, Metazoa, Arthropoda, Insecta, Lepidoptera, Papilionidae.
AUGCCACCGGAAAAUUGUUACGCUGAGGUAACGGAUGAAGACUCUGGAGAUGAAGACUUGGUGUCACUUCAAAAUUUGCCGGGAUCUCAACUAUGGGCUGCUGCUGAGGUCCAGUAUGGCAACAGCUGUGACGAUCGGAAUAGUGAUGAUCUAUCAUUAGCCGAAGUAAACAAAAGGCGACGUCUAAAAUUUGAAAAUGAAUGUGCUUCCACAUCCCAAGCCUCGCUUCUUCAAGGACAAAUAGAUGAUCCGGUUUCACCUGCUGUACCAGUACCUUCUACUUCAACAAAUGCUCCAACUAUGACCAACUUCAAAAAUACUAAAUAUGCUUGGAGUUCAAGAGAUAUUCAGCCUACGCACAGUGAUUGA